CACAAGAAGAAUUGAGCAGAAGGGCAGCCAUUGUCUGACAACUACAACAACAUCAGAAAAGCCAGAACACCGCCUGUGUCUGCUGCUCCAGAGGCCCUUUGGCGCUCUCUCCCCUCCCACUGCUUUUUUUCAGUGUAGACCUUUCCAGAGCGCACCGCCACAGAGCCAAAGCGGGCGAAAGAGAUGCAGGCUGCCGACGGGAGCGAGCGGCUCAUUGUCCAGCACGCUGUAGAUGCGCUGAGGGCCCUCUUCUCCAGGAUGGAGAGCAGCUUAUCUCCUGAGCAAACCCACAGCAGAGGUGGCAACUCCUUCCCUGGGAAAAGCAGAAGCAAAGCGUUGCAUCAGGCACCCUCCGUCAUGAGGUCUGAGGAGAGGCGGCUACAGACCUUCCAGCGCUGGCCAGAGAGUGCCCCGGUUUCUCCAAGGGAUCUGGCCGCUGCUGGGUUUUUCUUCACGGGUCCCGACGACCGAGUGAAAUGCUUCUGCUGUGAGGGGGUCUUGUACGACUGGCAUGCUCAGGAUGACCCUGUAGCAGAGCACCGGAAGUUCUUCCCAACGUGUCCCUUCAUCCAGGCCAAGGAAGCCAGACCUCUGCUGAUGCCUUCCAUGGAGGAGAUCCAGGAUUGCGUGGAUGGACAGUUCCUGGGCACAUUGCAGAGUUUAAGCAUGGAAGAGGCCACUGUGGACAGCCAACCCGAAUACCCAGAUCUGGAGGCGGAGGGCAGCCGGUUGAGGACUUUCCAGAACUGGCCGUCCUAUGCACGCGUGUGUCCAGAGGUGUUGGCCGGAGCGGGCUUCUUCUACACAGGCGAGGGCGAUUUUGUGCGGUGUUUCUACUGUGAUGGUGCUUUGCGGAACUGGGAACGUGGGGAUGAUCCCUGGAUGGAGCAUGCCAGGUGGUUUCCAAGGUGCAAAUUCCUCCUGCAGUCCAGAGGAAGAGACUUCAUAGACAGCAUCCAGGAAUCAUACCUCAGCCCCCCUGUGUCUCAGGCCGCCAGCUUCUUCCCAUCCGUGCAACGUCUUGCGAGCUCCCAAGAGCCUGCUCAAGAAGAACAAGGACUUUGGAGAACAAGAAGAGAGGCAGAAACUGAACAUCCAAACCGGCCAGACGCUUCCUUGAGCCUGGAGGAGAAGCUGCGCCGGCUGCAGGAGGAGCGCAUGUGCAAAGUCUGCAUGGACAAAGACGUGGCCAUCGUGCUCGUCCCCUGCGGGCACUUGGUGGUGUGCGCAGAGUGUGCGCCGAAUCUCAGGCGGUGCCCCAUCUGCAGGGGCGUCAUUCGCGACACUAUGAAGGCGUUUCUGUCCUGAACCUGGAAGAAUUGGCAGAAGCAGUUUGUUGUCAUCUUGGCGAUCCCGAUUCUGCCUGAGAAGAGGCGCUCCGCUGAAGAAGCUUCUGAAUGCCUUUUGGAAGCCUGGGCCACACCUUUCUCCCCGGUGCAGCAUCCCCUUACAGGACUUCUCCAUGCAUGUUCUUUGGAGCAUUUGGGGGGAAGAGGGGAGAAGCGCCUCCAUCUCUGUAGGGUGAAAGAGCAAGGUCACCAUGACUCUGGAGUUCUUUCUGCUCUGCGCACUGAUGGGUACAGGCUUCCAGAGGCUUAUUCAAAUUGAAGAUACAGUUCAAAAAGCUUGUGCAGUACCUUACCUCUAUAAGGUUUUGGAGUAGAUAUUUUUCCCUAGCUUAUUUAAUAGCUUGGUGUUUUUGUAUUAUUGAAAAACCAGACCUAUUUUUGAUGUAUGAUUACUUAUAUUU
This is a messenger RNA of Varanus komodoensis (Komodo dragon), 1750 nucleotides long. It is a transcript of the gene BIRC7, whose product is annotated as baculoviral IAP repeat containing 7. The record is from RefSeq and is a predicted model, not a curated record. Gene Ontology annotation, cellular component: nucleus; cytoplasm. Lineage: Eukaryota; Metazoa; Chordata; Lepidosauria; Squamata; Varanidae. Gene Ontology annotation, biological process: negative regulation of apoptotic process; regulation of cell cycle; positive regulation of protein ubiquitination. The coding region runs from base 184 to 1308 and encodes 374 amino acids. The transcript is spliced from 7 exons. Gene Ontology annotation, molecular function: ubiquitin protein ligase activity; cysteine-type endopeptidase inhibitor activity involved in apoptotic process.